Lampris incognitus (smalleye Pacific opah) is the source of this 2382-nucleotide messenger RNA. RefSeq names its product methyl CpG binding protein 2 (gene mecp2). NCBI's taxonomy places the organism in Eukaryota, Metazoa, Chordata, Actinopteri, Lampriformes, Lampridae. Bases 137 to 2101 code for a protein of 654 amino acids. Gene Ontology annotation, molecular function: methyl-CpG binding; chromatin binding; double-stranded methylated DNA binding. Gene Ontology annotation, cellular component: heterochromatin; nucleus. The record is from RefSeq and is a predicted model, not a curated record. The transcript has 5 exons. Gene Ontology annotation, biological process: negative regulation of transcription by RNA polymerase II.
CAGCGGAGACCCUCAGCCCACCCCCAGAGACAAAGACCGAUCCCACAGCAAAGCCAAGAAGGCCCGCAGGGAGCGUCGCCAUGCCGACAGGGGGGCGGAGACCAGCACUUCCGACCUGCCUCCUGCUGGCGGGCAGAUGGGGGAGGAGCCAGGGAGCCAGGUCUCAGAGCCGGUUGCAGGUCCAUCGGAGUCCAGUUUGGAUCCAUCUGCUGGCGGGGAACCUGCAGGUUCUCCAAGACAACGGCGAUCCAUCAUCCGUGACCGCGGGCCGCUGUACGACGACCCAUCUCUGCCUGAAGGCUGGACCCGCAAACUCAAACAGAGGAAGUCUGGUCGCUCGGCGGGCAAGUUUGACGUGUACCUUAUCAAUUCUGAAGGAAAAGCCUUUCGCUCUAAGGUUGAACUCAUUGCCUACUUCCAGAAGGUCGGAGACACAACCACCGACCCAAAUGAUUUUGAUUUCACUGUCACCGGGCGUGGCAGCCCCUCCCGCCGGGAGAAACGCCCCCCCAAGAAACCCAAGGUGGUCAAACCAUCGGGGCGCGGCCGGGGAAGGCCUAAAGGAAGUGGAAAGCUCCGGCAGGUGACAGAGGGCGUGGCCAUGAAGCGUGUUGUUGAGAAAACGCCGGGUAAACUGCUGGUCAAGAUGCCCUUUGCCAAGGCAGAGUCCACAUCUACUGCCUCAACAGCCAUCUCACCGGGGCCGAUGUCUACAAAGUGUCGUCCCGGUAGGAAGAGGAAGUCGGAGCAAGAACUUCCUGCACCCCUGCAGACCGCCCCCAAGAAACGUGGCAGGAAGCCAGGGUCUACUGCAGUGACAUCAUCGGUUGUCACAGCACCGUCGUCCUCGGCGACGGGUGGUGCAGGGAGCUCAGCAGCUGGGAGUUACGCGGCAGCCAUCUUAGCGGCGGAGGCCAAACGCAGGGCAGCCAAAGAGUCUUCCACUAAGGCCGUCGUCCAGGAAACGGCCCUGCCAAUCAAAAAACGCAAAACCAGGGACACAGUGGAAGAGAGAGAGAGCACUCAGAUGCCCACUCCCUCGUCUGCUGAGCCUGGAGGGAGAGUGGGCGGAGAGGGGGCGGGAGAGACUUCCUCUGAGCAGAGCCAGUCACAAUCACAGAAGCAGCUUCCUGGUUUGGGUGAGAGCCAAUCACACGGACACAAGCCACAUAAAGGGAAGAAGCACAAGGAGAGAGCAGAUAACACAGAAGGAGAGGGGAGUCACAUCAGUCCAUCAAAAAGCAACAAGAGGAAGCAGCGCAAGCACCCCCCCCACCACCACCACCAUCAUCAUCAGUUGUCCUCUUCUUCCUCUUCAGAACAUCCUCCCACCUCCACCCAGCCCCAAUCUGAGCACCACCCACAGACAGCUCCUCAAGCCCUGCCCCUCACACAGACACAGGCUCCACCCCAAUCACAGGCCACACCUCACAACCAGGCUCCACCUCAAACUCAGGCUCCACCCCAGUUCCUUCCUGGACCUCAUCAUUCUCUUAUCCAGCCCCGCCCCCAGUUGCAGUCCCUCAGGCAGGUUCCACCCCAGAGGGCUCAGCUGCAAGCAUUUCACCCUCCUGCCCCACAUCGAAGUGCCCCACCACCACCACCCCACCACCCAUCACCAUCCACGCCAUGCAUCCAGCAGUCCCAGACACCCCAAACAAGACCCCUACAGCCCCCACCUCAGUACCGGCCCCAGUCCCAGCGCCACCCCCAGCUGCCCCGGCUGCAUGUACAUCACCCCCAGUUUCACUCCACAUCCCCUAGCCUCACGAGAACCAGCCCAGCCCCUUCCCAAGCCCCCACCCCGCAGAACCGGGGCGAGCUACCCCAGGAUCUCAGCACCCCACGGCCUGGCCGGGUGAGCCUACCGUCAACCAGAGAGGGUAACCGGGACGGGAUCAGGGUGGAGCUGAGAGGUGAGGGGUCACCAGGGACAGACAGGAGAGAGAACAGCACCUCCACAGCGGUGUCAGGGCCCGGAGCAGAGGCAGCAGGGGAGGGGACAGAGCUUAGAGACAUCGUCCCACCAUCCGCUGUCCCCCGGCCGAGCCGAGAGGAGACUGUGGAGUCCCGGACUGCCGUCAGCGAGAGAGUCAGCUGAUUGGCUUGGCCGGCUGACUGACAUGUUGGUGGCCCAGUUGACUGAUUGGUGGAGUGGACACCGAUCAGAAGAGUUGAGGGGGGUUGAUGUAGAAUGAAUAUUUUACACUGUUUUCACGUAGAAAAGGAAAGUCACAUAGAUAUCUCUUUCUACCUGGAGAUUCUGUAAAGUCUCUGACGCCCAGGGCCAAGGAGGGCAUCUUUUUCUAGGAAAAACGACAAAAAAGGAUAAAAAUGGAUAAAAAUGUGUGUGUAUAUAAUCAAAAGGCAGCUGUUGUGUCC